UGUGUAGUAGAAAUUCGUUCCUGUCCCGUAAAACGCCGGGAUUUUAUCCUUGUGUGUGACUUACAUCAAUUUACACUUACUACAUUCAGUUGCAUACAUCUUCAUUUGUAUGCACACGAAAAUUUCCUUCUACGUUGAAUUAUAAUAUUCAUAAUUAAUCAUACACUUGCAAAACUUUUAAAAAUAAACAAUGUACGCCCUAGAAGAGGAUCAAUAUGAUGAUGAAGAUGCAGAAGAAAUUUCAUCAAAACUUUGGCAGGAAGCGUGCUGGAUUGUUAUUAACGCUUAUUUUGAUGAAAAGGGUCUUGUACGGCAACAACUUGACAGUUUUGAUGAAUUCAUUGAAAUGUCUGUUCAAAGAAUUGUAGAAGAUUCGCCACAAAUUGAUCUACAAGCAGAAGCACAGCAUACUUCGGGUGAAAUAGAAAAUCCUGUUAGACAUUUGUUAAAGUUUGAACAGAUUUAUUUAUCAAAACCUACACAUUGGGAGAAGGAUGGAGCACCAUCUCCUAUGAUGCCUAACGAGGCUAGGCUAAGAAAUUUGACUUAUUCUGCACCAUUGUAUGUAGAUAUAACAAAAACAAUUGUAAAAGAUGGCGAAGAUCCAAUCGAAACACAGCAUCAAAAAACAUUCAUAGGAAAAAUUCCAAUCAUGUUGAGGUCAAAAUAUUGUUUGCUUGCUGGCUUAUCUGAUCGUGAUUUAACUGAAUUGAAUGAAUGUCCAUUAGAUCCUGGUGGUUAUUUCAUUAUUAAUGGAUCAGAAAAAGUAUUAAUUGCUCAAGAAAAAAUGGCAACAAACACAGUUUAUGUAUUUAGUAUGAAAGAUGGUAAAUAUGCAUACAAAUCUGAAAUUCGGUCAUGCUUGGAACAUAGUUCUCGUCCUACAUCUACAUUAUGGAUUAACAUGAUGGCUAAGAGUGGAGCCAGUAUUAAAAAAUCUGCUAUAGGACAACGUAUUAUUGCUAUUAUUCCAUAUAUCAAGCAAGAAAUUCCUAUCAUGAUCGUUUUUCGAGCACUUGGAUUUGUAGCAGAUCGCGAUAUUUUGGAACAUAUUAUAUAUGACUUCGAUGAUCCUGAAAUGAUGGAAAUGGUGAAACCAUCUUUAGAUGAGGCUUUUGUGAUACAAGAACAGAAUGUUGCUUUAAAUUUUAUUGGUACUAGAGGUGCAAGACCUGGUGUAACAAAAGAGAAGCGUAUAAAAUAUGCAAGAGAAAUUUUACAGAAAGAAAUGCUUCCACAUGUUGGUAUAAGUGAUUUCUGUGAAACAAAGAAGGCCUACUUUCUUGGUUACAUGGUACAUAGAUUAUUAUCGGCAUCUCUCGGUAGAAGAGAAUUGGACGAUCGAGAUCACUACGGCAACAAACGAUUAGAUCUUGCUGGUCCAUUACUAGCAUUUCUAUUUAGAGGGCUGUUUAAAAACCUGAUGAAAGAAGUGCGAUUAUAUGCACAAAAAUUCAUAGAUAGAGGAAAAGAUUUCAAUCUUGAACUUGCUAUUAAAACUAAAAUUAUAACUGAUGGUUUACGAUAUUCACUUGCUACUGGUAAUUGGGGUGAUCAGAAAAAAGCUCACCAAGCUAGAGCAGGUGUAUCUCAAGUAUUAAACAGACUGACAUUUGCAUCAACACUUUCACAUUUAAGAAGAGUGAAUUCUCCCAUAGGAAGAGAUGGUAAAUUAGCAAAACCACGUCAAUUACAUAAUACAUUAUGGGGUAUGUUAUGUCCUGCUGAAACACCUGAAGGUGCUGCUGUAGGUUUAGUUAAAAAUUUAGCAUUAAUGGCUUAUAUUAGUGUCGGAUCUCAACCUUCACCAAUUCUUGAAUUCUUGGAAGAGUGGUCUAUGGAAAAUCUUGAAGAAAUUGCACCAAGUGCAAUAGCUGAUGCAACCAAAAUAUUUGUAAAUGGUUGCUGGGUUGGUAUUCACAGAGAUCCUGAUCAAUUAAUGGCUACUUUACGUAAAUUAAGACGUCAAAUGGACAUUAUUGUAUCAGAAGUGUCUAUGAUAAGAGAUAUCAGAGAUCGUGAAAUCAGAAUAUAUACAGAUGCAGGAAGAAUUAGUAGGCCACUAUUAAUUGUAGAAGGACAAAACUUGCUACUAAAGAAGAGACAUAUUGAUAUGUUAAAGGAGAGAGACUACAAUAAUGAUGGUUGGCAGGAAUUAGUGGGCAGUGGAGUAGUAGAGUAUAUUGACACCUUAGAGGAAGAGACUGUUAUGAUUGCCAUGUCUCCUGAAGAUCUAAGACAAGAAAAGGAAUAUGCUUAUUGUACAACAUAUACACAUUGUGAAAUUCAUCCUGCCAUGAUUUUAGGAGUAUGUGCCUCAAUUAUUCCAUUUCCUGAUCAUAAUCAAAGUCCAAGAAAUACUUAUCAAAGUGCUAUGGGCAAACAAGCUAUGGGCGUGUAUAUCACAAAUUUCCAUGUACGAAUGGACACUUUAGCUCAUGUACUGUAUUAUCCUCACAAGCCUUUAGUUACAACAAGGUCUAUGGAAUAUCUUAGGUUUCGUGAAUUGCCAGCUGGAAUUAAUAGUAUAGUUGCUAUAUUAUGUUACACUGGUUAUAAUCAAGAAGACAGUGUUAUCUUGAAUGCUAGCGCUGUUGAAAGAGGUUUCUUCAGAUCUGUAUUUUAUAGAUCAUACAAAGAUUCGGAGUCUAAAAGGAUAGGUGACCAAGAAGAACAAUUUGAAAAACCAACACGACAGACAUGUCAAGGAAUGCGCAAUGCUAUAUAUGAUAAAUUGGAUGAUGACGGAAUUAUUGCUCCAGGAAUUCGUGUCUCUGGAGAUGACGUAGUUAUAGGGAAAACCAUUACUUUACCGGAAGCAGAUGAUGAAUUGGAUAGUACAACAAAACGUUUCACAAAAAGGGAUGCAUCUACAUUCUUACGUAAUAGUGAAACUGGUAUAGUAGAUCAAGUAAUGUUAACAUUAAACAGUGAAGGCUACAAAUUUUGUAAAAUAAGAGUACGUAGUGUCAGAAUACCACAAAUUGGUGACAAAUUUGCCUCACGUCACGGACAAAAAGGUACAUGUGGUAUUCAGUAUAGACAAGAAGAUAUGCCAUUUUCAUGUGAAGGUCUUACACCAGAUAUUAUAAUUAAUCCUCAUGCUAUCCCAUCACGUAUGACUAUUGGCCAUUUAAUUGAAUGUAUCCAGGGAAAAGUAUCUGCUAAUAAAGGUGAAAUUGGUGAUGCUACACCAUUUAAUGAUGCUGUAAACGUGCAGAAAAUAUCUACACUUUUACAAGAAUAUGGUUACCAACUAAGAGGAAAUGAAGUCAUGUAUAAUGGUCAUACUGGUCGUAAAAUUAACGCUCAAGUGUUUUUAGGACCGACAUAUUAUCAGCGUUUGAAACAUAUGGUAGACGACAAAAUUCAUAGUAGAGCGCGUGGACCUGUUCAGAUUUUAGUUAGGCAACCUAUGGAGGGAAGAGCGAGAGACGGAGGAUUACGUUUCGGUGAAAUGGAGCGUGAUUGUCAGAUUUCUCACGGAGCUGCACAAUUUCUUAGGGAACGCUUAUUCGAAGUUUCAGAUCCAUAUCGUAUACACAUAUGUAAUUUCUGUGGUUUGAUUGCAAUAGCAAAUUUGAGAAAUAAUACUUUCGAAUGUAAAGGGUGUAAGAACAAAACACAGAUUUCGCAAGUUAGAUUGCCAUAUGCAGCGAAAUUACUUUUCCAAGAACUUAUGGCAAUGAAUAUUGCCCCUCGAUUAAUGGUAGCAUAAACAUUGAAUUAUUUCUAUGUUGCUAUCCUUAUAAUAUUAUAAAUAGAAUGGGACUUACAAUAGCAAUUUCCUGAAUCAUACUGAAAGUUAAAGAAUCGUUAGGAAUUUUUAUUGAAAAUGAUACAAUCAAUUAUUAUAUAAAUACUGUUGAAAUGUUUAUUGCAA
Messenger RNA from Megalopta genalis, 3883 nucleotides. It is a transcript of the gene RpII140, whose product is annotated as RNA polymerase II subunit RpII140. The record is from RefSeq and is a predicted model, not a curated record. Gene Ontology annotation, biological process: DNA-templated transcription. Lineage: Eukaryota; Metazoa; Arthropoda; Insecta; Hymenoptera; Halictidae. Gene Ontology annotation, molecular function: DNA-directed RNA polymerase activity; ribonucleoside binding; DNA binding.